This is a messenger RNA of Penicillium samsonianum, 390 nucleotides long. Its product is annotated as 4a-hydroxytetrahydrobiopterin dehydratase. Gene Ontology annotation, molecular function: 4-alpha-hydroxytetrahydrobiopterin dehydratase activity. The record is from RefSeq and is a predicted model, not a curated record. The coding region runs from base 1 to 390 and encodes 129 amino acids. The transcript has 3 exons. Lineage: Eukaryota; Fungi; Ascomycota; Eurotiomycetes; Eurotiales; Aspergillaceae. Gene Ontology annotation, biological process: tetrahydrobiopterin biosynthetic process.
AUGGCAUCCAACACCCCACUCUUUGCCGAGGGCGAAAACGCCGAGCAACUCACUUCCGAUACAGAGGAGCUGCGGCAGCAAGGAUGGGCGUUAGAUGACAAGAGAACGGGAGUUUCCAAAACAUUUCAUUUUAAAAGCUACUUCAAGGCAGUGUCAUUCUUGGUUACUAUCGCCUCUGAAAGCUCGGUGAAGAAGCAUCAUCCUACUAUGACUGUGGAUAUCGGCACCGUGUAUGUCCACUGGACAACGCAUCGUCCUCUUGGCCUCACCCUCAAAGAUAUCUCGAUGGCUAGAUUUUGCGACGACGGGGCUGAACUGAUGGGGGCCGUUGAGUGUGGUCAGGGAUUGAAUUGUGACAGAUCAGGAACAGAAAAAUCUUCCAAAGCCUGA